Chaetomium strumarium is the source of this 2316-nucleotide messenger RNA. RefSeq lists its product as uncharacterized. The coding region runs from base 1 to 2316 and encodes 771 amino acids. Gene Ontology annotation, cellular component: membrane. The record is from RefSeq and is a predicted model, not a curated record. Gene Ontology annotation, biological process: fungal-type cell wall biogenesis; transmembrane transport. The transcript is spliced from 2 exons. Lineage: Eukaryota; Fungi; Ascomycota; Sordariomycetes; Sordariales; Chaetomiaceae.
AUGCGGUGGUCAUCAUUGAGGCCACUCGCGGCGGUCGCGUCGGUCGCGGCGCUCGCCUCUCCUGCUCUCGCCGAGCCGAUCCUCCAGUCUAACUCAUUAAACGCCUGCCAGGAAAACUCGGGCUUCUCGGCCAGCUUGUUCAAGGUCACAUUCACGCCAAAUAACCAAACAGCAAAUGUCGACAUCGUUGCCGUCUCCUCCGUCCAGGGGAGCGUCAUCUUUGAUGUCCAGAUCUUAGCCUACGGAUUCGAAGUCAUUAGAAAGCGGGUCAACCCCUGCGACGCCGGCCUCGCCGGUCUGUGCCCCAUGACGGCCGGCAAGAUCCCGCUUAACUUCAACCUAAACGUGGGCAAGGACGCGAUAUCGCAGAUCCCAGGCAUUGCGUACACGUUCCCCGAUCUCGACGCCAAAGUGAAGGUCUUCAUCAACAUGACCGACGGGGACCAAGCCGGCAAGAGCGUCGCAUGCGUCGAGGCCGACAUUUCCAACGGCAAGACGGUAGAUCUGGUCGGCGUCAAGUGGGCCACGGCCAUUGUUGCUGGCUUGGCCUUGGUGUCUUCGGCGAUUGUGUCCGGCCUCGGCCACCAGAACGCGGCAGCCCACAUCGCCGCGAACUCUCUCUCGCUCUUCGGCUACUUCCAGGCGCAGGCCAUGAUCGGCCUGACCGGAGUGCCUUUGCCCCCCGUCGUCAUGUCGUGGACCCAAGAUUUCCAGUGGAGCAUGGGCAUCAUCCGACUCUCGUUCAUGCAGGACAUCUUCACCUGGUACCAGCGGGCCACCGGCGGCACUCCGUCGACGAUUUUCGACUCCCUGACCACGGUUUCCGUUCAGGUGGAGAAGCGUGCGCUUGACUUUGUCGAGGCGGCGGCGAGCAGCAGCCUGGCCAAGCGCUCGCUCGCCAUGAUGCCCAGGAGCAUUGUUGGACCCAUGUCAACAGUAGUCAAACGCGAGCUGGCCAAACGGGCUAACAUUCAGACCAGCUCCGGCAGCUACAUUGUAUACGGCAUUCAACGUGUAGCCUUCCGCGCCGGCAUCGAGUCGACGAACCUGUUCAUGACAGGCCUGGUCUUCUUCUGCCUCCUCGUCAUAUUCACGUGUGCUGGCGUGGCCGCCUUCAAGGGCUUCUGCGAGUUGGCCGUCAAGAAGAGGUGGAUGCCUGGCGACAGGUUCCUCGAGUUCCGCAACGGCUGGCAGACCAUCCUCAAGGGUAUCCUCUUCCGGCUGACCUUGAUCGGCUUCCCCCAGAUGACCAUCCUCUGUCUCUGGGAGUUCACGCAGAAGGACUCGGCUGCCGAGGUCGUCCUGGCCGUCUUCUUCCUGUUUGGCAUGCUCGUCACCCUGGGAUGGGCCGCGACCAAGGUUAUCAGGAUCGCACGUCGCUCUGUGACGAUGCACCACAACCCGGCCUACAUCCUGUUCUCCGAUCCCCAGGCCCUCAACAAGUGGGGGUUUUUGUAUGUCCAGUUCCGGGCCUCGGCAUACUACUUCAUCGUUCCCGUACUAGGCUACGCGCUGGUUAAAGCCAUGUUCAUUGCCUUCGCACAAUCCAAGGGUACCGUGCAGGCGGUCGGCUUCAUCAUACUGGAAGCCGCCGCGCUUAUCGCCGCCAGUGUCCUGCGUCCGUGGAUGGACAAGAAGACGAACUCGUUCAACAUCGCCAUCUGCGCUAUGAACUUCAUCAACUCCAUUUUCCUCAUGAUCUUCACCGAGGUCUUCAACCAGCCGCCGCUCGUCACGGGCAUCGUUGGUCUCGUCCUCUGGAUUUCCAACGCUGUCUUCGCCCUGAUCCUGCUGCUCAUGCUUAUCGGAAGCACCGUAUUUGUGUUCUUCCGGGAGAACCCUGAUGGUCGAUACCAGAUCAUGGCCGACGACAGAACCUCGUUCAUGAAGUCGCAGACGCAUCUCACCACGACCACGGAGCUCGACGCCCUUGCCGCUACAGCGCGUGGCGACAAAUUUGGCUCCAAAGGUGGGCUAGACCUCGACGACGACGCCGAGUCGAUAACGUCCGACUCGUUGCGCCGCCAGACCGAGUCUUCGCACCUUGGCGUGCCCUCGGCGAAUGCUUCCGUGUCGACCGGGUUCUCCAACCGGCCGAGGAGUCCGGCGUCCCCUGCGAUGCCGCUGUUCCCCGCCGACGGGCCGCAGAGCCCGCCGAGGUACACCGACCAGCGACCCGCCAGUCCCUUUAGCCAACCGAACCGACCCGCCAGCCCGUUCGGCGCACAGCAAAGACCAGCUAGUCCAUUUGGCGCCUCGUUUCGGGCACAAAAUAAUGCGAGCCCGUGGCAACGUGGCGCUGGCUAUGAGCAUUAA